AUGUGGUCAGAAUCGACUAAUGGUUCGCAGAUACGCGGCUCCAUGGUCGUCAUCAGUAAUCCAGCUGCGAUUGUCGUGCCCGAGGAACGGCACCAAAGUUGGAAGAUACACCACUACUGCACUGCGCGAAUCCCAGCACUAAUGGUGCAAACGGACACGCAGAAAACGCAGCGUACACGGUCUAGUGCUCUCGCUCCCCGCGCCGGAAGCCCGGUGUUUUUCUUCGUCAUCACACUCUGCCAUGAUUGCGAGCGCGCGGAGCUGCCGACACUGUUUCUGGUGGACGGUGCUGGCUGCAUCAUGGUGGUCGGCCCCGACCACGCUGCGGCAUCGUUUGGUGGUCUGCCAGAAGUGUCUCUGGUGGGCGACACUGGGUGCAUCGCGGUGGCCGAAGUUCUCGUCCAAGCUGGUAUCUGGCUUGGAAAGCUGCCGAUGGCAACUCUGGCAGCCAACUACCUCGAUUCUACGACACACCAGCUGCCCGUGGCGAUCCUCUGCGACUCCCGGCGAGCCCUACAAGCGCUGCUGCAGCCAGACCGAGCCGGGAUCACCGUGGUGCUGCUGCACGCCAAGCUAGCCGCCAUCGAAGCUAGCGGCCACCAACAACCGCAGCUUGCGACGGGCUUUGGACCCUUGGUGUCUUCGUGUUUGGGCGUGGUGGUGACCCUGAGCGCCAUCACCAUCGGCCUGUCGGUGCUCAACUACCGCAACGGCGGAGGCCUCCUAGGCAUGGCUCGCAACACGUGGAACACCUGCCACUCCAAGCUCUGCCUCAUGCACUUUCGAAGGUUCGAAGAUUCCCUAAACAAGAGCAGCUCACCAUGCGGGGACUUUUACCAGUUUGCGUGCGGCUCGUGGCGCCCUCUCGUGGCCGGGGCGCAGACCGCCCUGCGAGACCUGCUGGCUGUGUCGCAGAUGGACGCCAUUCGGUUCCUCGGCGCAGCGCACAACGUUGACAUGAAGCGGCCCACGGGAGGAAUCCUCGCCAAGGAACCCACGGCGUUGCCGCGCAACCGCGCCGAGCGUGCGUACCGUGUCUGCCUGUACAGUCAGUACGGAGACGUGUCCCUGCUGCACCAGUUCCUCGCCAACCGGUCGUUGUCGUGGCCAGAGAAACCCACGACGUCCGCGAACCCGCUCGACGUGCUCCUCGACCUGGACAUGAACUGGAAUCUCGGCCUGUGGUUUUCCGUGCGGGUCUCGCCGAUGCCGGGCCACAACCGACGACAGGUGCGCGUCGAGCCAGGCCUCGUGUCCACCUCCUGGAAGAAAGGCCUGGAUGCCCUGGUGCUUCGCGGAGUGUACAACGCCCGAGUGCGCCGUUUUUACGACCUGAUGCGCACCAGCAACUUCGUUCCCAUGAGUGACAAGGAUCUGGAAGCUCUCCGCCACGACGAGUACGCUGUCGCUGGCGCACUGUCCGAAGCAGCAAACCGUGGCCAAAGCGAGCUAGCCUUCCAGCUAAAGCAGAUUCCGAAGAUAGCCACGCCACGAAUCACGGCCGCCCAGUGGGCAGCGUCCCUGAACCGCCACCUGAAGUUGACGCACAGGGUCACUGAUGCCGACCGCGUGCUGGCGACCAACGUGAAGUUGUUGCAAGCGGUCGACGGUCUUCUAGAGUCGCUGGCGGCCGAGACAGUGCUGUACCAGCUCGGAUGGGCGGUGGUGCAGCUGUUGGGCUGGAUGGCCGACCCCACGCUCCCUGGAAGGCCGGUAGCCGCACGUCUGGUGGAACACCGGCACGCCGAUUGCUUCUGGGCGGCCAACAGGGCCUUCGGACUGCCCUUCCUCUCCAGCUACAUCAGCACCAAGUAUCCGCCACGCGUCCGGUCCGAAGUGGACGACGUCCUCAUGGACGUCACACAGGCGGCCAUCGGCCUGUUCAUGAGGGCGUCCUGGAUCGACGCUGAGACGCGUGAGGCGGCUGUGGAGAAGCUGCGCCGAGUGAACACGUCACUGUGGCCGCCGGGCGGCUUACUCAACGCCUCCGAGACGGAAGCCUUGCUGGAGCACUUUCCGGAGCCCAGGGACGACGUCUUCCGCUACUGGCUGGACGCCCUGGAAGUUAGGAGGAGUCUGCUUAGGAGGAAGGACAUGGAACGAGCCCUGCACAGCGAGGACGUGCAAGCGCAGCGGGCUCUGUUCAGGUACCACUACUACACCAACGAGCUGUCCGUCUCACUCCAUGCCCUCAGCAGCCCACUCUUUGUGGAAGGCGGUGGCCGUGCCGUCAACAUGGCCGGACUGGGAGCGCAGUAUGCGGCGGCGCUUGCGAGGGCCUUCGACUCGCGCGGCGUACUGCUCGAGGGCCAUGGCGGCACCUCAUCAGGCCUCUGGUGGAGCAGGUCCUCGUACCACGAGUACGAGCAUAGGACUGGUGCCUGCGCGGGGGAAGCCCACGGAGAGGUCUCUCUUGUCGGCGACCUGGAGCCCUUCGAAGGCGUUGCUGCGCUAGAGAUAGCGUACGCGGCCUUCAGCGCAACCCGAUGGAUGAGCGACAGUGGACGGCACACGCGGCGCAGCUUCCUGGGCUUGAGCGAGGCGCAGGCGUUCUUCGUGUCGUUCUGCCAGGCGCACUGCGCCCGCGAACCCACGGAUCGCCACCGGCUCUCCUGCACGCUGCCGCUGAGGAACUUUCGCGGCUUCGCGGCAGCCUUCGCGUGCCCGGCUGGAUCGCCGAUGAACCCGGCCAAACGGUGCGGCUUCUUCGAGAGCGACCGACCAGCCGUCUCAACUCCUGGCGCUCUCACGACGCAGCCGGCUAAGCGCGACACCAGUGCCUCCGGCGACACCGUGUCGCUGGCGUCCACGCCGUUAGGCGCAAGCGUUUUCUGACGCCAAUGGCGCGACGCGAUUAUUGCUCCAUAUUGCCUGGAGCUCGUGAAACGCCGUGAUCGCUCUCGCCCUACCAUGCUGAGCGAAUUAUAUAACGCCGUAUUGAUAAAAAUAUGUUUGAUUAU
Messenger RNA from Rhipicephalus sanguineus (brown dog tick), 2960 nucleotides. RefSeq names its product endothelin-converting enzyme 2-like. The record is from RefSeq and is a predicted model, not a curated record. Bases 1 to 2835 code for a protein of 944 amino acids. NCBI's taxonomy places the organism in Eukaryota, Metazoa, Arthropoda, Arachnida, Ixodida, Ixodidae. Gene Ontology annotation, cellular component: plasma membrane. Gene Ontology annotation, biological process: protein processing. The transcript is spliced from 14 exons. Gene Ontology annotation, molecular function: metalloendopeptidase activity.